Penicillium verhagenii is the source of this 1770-nucleotide messenger RNA. RefSeq names its product CoA-acylating methylmalonate-semialdehyde dehydrogenase. The record is from RefSeq and is a predicted model, not a curated record. Gene Ontology annotation, cellular component: mitochondrion. Gene Ontology annotation, molecular function: methylmalonate-semialdehyde dehydrogenase (acylating, NAD+) activity; malonate-semialdehyde dehydrogenase (acetylating, [NAD(P)+]) activity. The transcript is spliced from 2 exons. The coding region runs from base 1 to 1770 and encodes 589 amino acids. Gene Ontology annotation, biological process: thymine catabolic process; L-valine catabolic process. NCBI's taxonomy places the organism in Eukaryota, Fungi, Ascomycota, Eurotiomycetes, Eurotiales, Aspergillaceae.
AUGGCCGCCCGCCGGUCUCUGGCCAGUUCCAUCCCCGCUCUGCGGUCCGUUCCCCGCACGCCCGCGGUUGCACGCGCUGCCUCAAAUACCCGGGCCCUUACCACCGCUACUCCUGCCGCCAGACUGGCCGCUCGUGGAGGUGUCACAUACCCUUCAGGCAUCUCUGCCGUGCGUAAACUGCAUGCUACUGUCCAGCAGCUCGCCCCUGCCACAACCUCGGCAGCCUCUACCGCAACCUCCUACCCGACAGAUCACAAUCCCAUUGCCGCCCCCGUUGAUACCACCAACUUCCUAGAUAACGAGUUCACUACAUCCAAGGCCACCAAGUGGAUUGACCUCCAUGAUCCCGCCACUAACAACCUCAUUACUCGUGUGCCCCAGAGCACCAAUGAGGAGCUGAAGGCCGCCGUUGCGUCGGCCGAGAAGGCCUUCCCUGCUUGGCGCGCGACUAGCAUCAUGGCUAGACAGCAGAUCAUGUUCAAGUUCACCAGCUUGAUCCGCGAGCACUGGGACCGCCUGGCUGCUUCCAUCACUCUUGAGCAGGGUAAGACUUUUGCUGAUGCCAAGGGUGAUGUUCUCCGUGGUUUACAGGUUGCUGAGACUGCCUGUGGUAUCACCACCCAGAUGACUGGCGAGGUGCUGGAGGUGGCCAAGGAUAUGGAGACACGAAGCUACCGUGAGCCUCUGGGUGUUGUUGCCGCUAUCUGCCCUUUCAACUUCCCUGCCAUGAUCCCGCUGUGGUGUAUUCCCGUUGCCACCGUCACUGGUAACUGCUUGGUCAUGAAGCCCUCUGAGCGUGAUCCCGGUGCUGCGAUGAUUCUUGCCGAGUUGGCUAAGGAAGCCGGCUUCCCUCCCGGUGUUAUCAACAUUGUGCACGGAACUGCUCCCACUGUGGACUUCAUUCUUGAUGAGCCUGCUAUCAAGGCCAUCAGCUUCGUUGGUAGCAACCGUGCUGGUGAGUACAUCUACACUCGUGGUUCCGCCAAUGGCAAGCGUGUCCAGGCCAACCUCGGCGCCAAGAACCACGCUGCCGUCCUGCCUGACUGCAACAAGAACCAUGCCUUAAACGCCAUCACUGGUGCUGCCUUCGGUGCUGCUGGUCAGCGCUGUAUGGCUCUGAGCACCGUUGUGAUGGUCGGCGAGACAAAGGAAUGGUUGCCCGAGAUUGCUGAGCGUGCUAAGGAGCUUAACGUGAACGGUGGCUUCGAGGAGGGUGCCGACCUUGGCCCUGUUAUUAGCCCCGAGAGCAAGAAGCGUAUUGAGGAUCUAAUUGCUAGCGCUGAGGCUGAGGGUGCUACUAUUCUUCUGGAUGGUCGUGGCUUCAAGCCCGCGAAGUACCCCAAUGGCAACUUCAUUGGCCCCACCAUCAUCACCAACGUCACCCCUGACAUGAAGUGCUACAAGGAGGAGAUCUUCGGCCCGGUCCUUGUUUGCCUGAACGUUGAGACCCUUGACGAUGCUAUCAACACUAUCAAUGCCAACGAGUACGGUAACGGCGCCGCUAUCUUCACCAAAUCUGGCUCUACCGCCUCUCGCUUCCAAAAGGACAUUGAGGCCGGCCAGUUGGGCAUCAAUGUUCCCAUCCCCGUCCCACUGCCCAUGUUCUCCUUCACCGGUAACAAGAAGAGUAUCGCCGGUGGCGGUGCCAACACCUUCUAUGGCAAGUCGGGCAUGCACUUCUACACUCAGCAGAAGACUGUUACCAGCUUGUGGAAGAGCGAGGACGCUGUCAGCACCAAAGCUGCCGUUGUUAUGCCUACUCACUCCUAA